CUGCCCGCCUCAGUGACGCUGCGUCGGAGCCGCACUGUUUGUAUCGCCGGAGUGAAAGGGGAGCUGGAAGUGGAGUCUGAGGGGGUUCAUUUAUUCAGUUUAGCACGUCAAACACGGUAGACAUGGCCCAGGAUAAAUAGUGGAAGAGUCGCAGUUUUCUAUGGCGGUGUUGUGUUCAGUGUCCGGUGUGCUGUAAAGUCGUGCCAGCUUGUCCGUUUCGCAGGUGCUGUGCGUUUUGACAGAGCUGCAGUAGUGUUCGUGUAGGGACCGUGUUAGCUGAUUACACGCUGGCCGAGGCCCCUGCAAUCAGAUAUGGGAAUCCUGUUCACCAAACUGUGGAGGCUGUUUAACCAUCAAGAGCACAAAGUCAUUAUCGUGGGUUUGGAUAAUGCUGGGAAGACGACAAUUCUCUAUCAGUUUUCAAUGAAUGAAGUGGUGCACACGUCCCCGACCAUAGGCAGUAAUGUUGAAGAGAUUGUAGUCAAUAAUACACAUUUCCUAAUGUGGGACAUUGGAGGCCAGGAGUCUCUUAGAUCCUCUUGGAAUACCUACUAUACAAACACAGAGUUUGUAAUUGUUGUCGUGGACAGCACAGACAGAGAGAGGAUUUCCGUAACAAGAGACGAACUCUACAGAAUGUUAGCACAUGAGGAUCUUAAAAAAGCAGGGUUGCUGAUAUUUGCAAACAAACAGGAUGUCAAAGGCUGCAUGUCAGUAGCUGAAAUCUCCCAGUACCUGAAGCUGACCUCUGUUAAGGAUCACCAGUGGCACAUUCAGGCUUGUUGUGCCCUUACUGGAGAAGGGCUUUGUCAAGGACUGGAAUGGAUGAUGUCUAGACUUCGAGUCAGAUGACGUUGGCCGACCCCGUAGAUGGAUGAUUUCCUCUCAUUGAAUGAACCUCUGUUGCCUGCCUUUCUGUGAAGGCUUCAGUGAACCCCAGUGGGUCUGACGGUUAUUUAUUAUACUGACUAAAUGAACGUGCCCCUCUUCAGAACCGUGAACGAAAAACUUUAACAGAACAAGACACGUUCUUUUCAACUUGUUUUGUUUCUCUCCUUCCAAAGAUGGAAAUGAACACUAGGACUGUGUAAACUGUGUAUCCCAAUUUAAUUCAGCUCAGGGUAGAUCUAGCAUUUGGUAAGUAUUGGAGAAGAACAGUAAUUAUUGCUCUGUCUUUACAGUAUUUAGCAUUACUCUGUGCCUGCCUCAUAACCCUUCAAAGAUACCGAAAGAAGCUGGUCUUGUAAAAUAUCAUUAAAUUAAGCCCUUUUACCUAUCAAAGAUGUGCAGACAGUUCUGUGAGACCAAGGGAGUGAACAUAAUGUAACUGAACAAUGGUCAGUAUACUCUACUGUGGCAUCCAACCACAAGAUUUUGUAUGUAUUUUUAAGAACUGUAUUAUACUGUACUCUGUAUUCUUUGAGUUCAGAGGAGCGGGAGAAUAAGUAUUGUGACCUGGACUCUCAAUCUUAAGUUGUAUUUGUUGUAUUUUUCUUUUUCUUUUUUUUUUAUGUAAUGCUAUGUUGUCCCUGUUUUGUUGUCAGUAAUAACUCCUGAGUAUUGCCAUGUGUAACAUGCAGCGUCAAAAGUAAAUAGGCCUUGCUUUUUUGAAUGACCAGCAUUGUAAUUAAAGAGUUGUCUUCCUCUUUUUUGGGGGUCCGUUCCAGGAUCGAAGUCACUAACUUGGAAGGUAUUUCUGCUUUUCAAAGCCUGAUGACCUUUGUUUUCUUUGCGUACCUGCUUGUAUUGUGUUCUGUCACAAGAACCUGGAAUGACAGCGAACAGUCUGCGGGUGGGCAGACUUAUCCCCAGCAAUGUGUACUGUACAUUGAUACAUGGUUUACAUGUGGAGCUUUUACAUCUGUUGUGAUUAAACUUUAAAACCAAAUCCUUUACAAGUGUUCCAGUAAUUUGGUCUGUAGCGCUACAUUGUCAGCGUUCGUUAGGCUGGACAUUGUUAAAUGUUGUUAAUAUGAAGAAAUGCACAAAGUUGGUUAUUUUUUUAAAUGCAACUGUUUCUUUUUUUGUGGCUGUUGACUGUUGCUUAAAAUCAACUGCAGAGGGAGGGUUACAAAAAAGCCCUUUCCGAAAACCAGGGACAGUCUUUAAAUUGACUCUUCAAAGCAGGAUUCAAGAUGAGACUAUCUUGACUAAUAGAGUAAUGUGACGGCUAUAGUGGCGAGAGCUGUUAACGUUAGUCAUAUUUUGAUUAAACUUUUUAUGGACAGAACAAAUUCAGAAUCUAUUAUGUUACUUGAGCUAACUUUGCAUAAUGUCUGGCCUGUGGUACAGUAGGCUGGGCAGAUGAAGGCUUUAUCUUCAGAAAUGCUCAUUUGUUACAGGAAGUUAUUCCACAUUCUGUGAAUGUAGGUCUUUGUGUAACUUCCAUUGAUAAUGGUUUUUCACAUUACUGAUGCCUAAUUGGCUAAGCUAUUGAAUGCUAAAUAUGUCUAUAUAUAUAUAUAUAUAUAUAUAUAUAUAUAUAUUAAAUUAUGUAUGUAUGUGAAUUGAUUGUAUAAUUUGGAUCACCCUGUGCAUGAUUUGUUUGUUGUGAGAUUCAGUUCCACAUAUGGUGGAUGUAUAUUUUAUGUGAUUUCCCUGUGUAGCAAAAAUUAACUAAAUCAAAGAGUUUAAUUUGUGUAGACAUGCAUUAAAACAAAUGAAAAGUU
Messenger RNA from Polyodon spathula (Mississippi paddlefish), 2669 nucleotides. RefSeq names its product ADP-ribosylation factor-like protein 5A. Gene Ontology annotation, biological process: vesicle-mediated transport; protein localization to Golgi membrane; intracellular protein transport. The record is from RefSeq and is a predicted model, not a curated record. The transcript is spliced from 6 exons. Lineage: Eukaryota; Metazoa; Chordata; Actinopteri; Acipenseriformes; Polyodontidae. Gene Ontology annotation, molecular function: GTP binding; GTPase activity. Bases 313 to 852 code for a protein of 179 amino acids. Gene Ontology annotation, cellular component: cytoplasm; trans-Golgi network.